Messenger RNA from Trichechus manatus latirostris (Florida manatee), 1461 nucleotides. Its product is annotated as melanoma antigen preferentially expressed in tumors. Gene Ontology annotation, biological process: negative regulation of DNA-templated transcription; negative regulation of cell differentiation; negative regulation of apoptotic process. Gene Ontology annotation, cellular component: cytoplasm. The record is from RefSeq and is a predicted model, not a curated record. Lineage: Eukaryota; Metazoa; Chordata; Mammalia; Sirenia; Trichechidae.
AUGAGCAGUCUGCCAUCCCCCCACCCCAGGCUCCUGGACCUCUCGGGGCAGAGCCUGCUGAGGAACAAGGCUGCAUCCAUCACCACCCCAGAGCCGCUGCCUGUGGAGUUCUUCCCACCACUCUUGAAGGCAUCCCUUGCCGGGAGGCACAGGGAGACUCUGCAGGCGAUGGUACAGGCCUGGCCCCUGGCCCUCCUCCCUCUGGGGACAUUGAUGAUGGAGCAGCAGCCCCACUAGGAGACCCUAUAGGUCACGCUCAGUGGGCUUGAUGUCCUGCUUGCCUAGAAGGUUCACCCCAGGAGAUGGAAACUACAGGUGCUGGAUUUAUGGACAAACACCCAUCAGGAAUUCUCGACCAUUUGGGCUGGGACCCCAGCCAGGGUCUGUGAGUAGGCACUGGAGCCAGAGACAGAGCCAUCCAUGGCGAAGAGGCAGAGGGCUGGGAUGGGGGAGAGGCAGCCCUUCGCUCCAGUAGAGGUGCUCAUGGACCUCUGCCUGAACGUGGCCGCCCCAGAUGAGUUCCUCACUGCCCUCCUUAAGAAGAUCAGGCAGAGAUGAGGUUUGCUACACGUGUGCUGUAAGGAGCUGCAGGUGUUUUCAAUGCCAGUGCAGAAUAUUGAGAAGCUGCUGCAGUUCCACUCUGUCCAGAACCUGGAAAUGAACUGCACCUGGAAACUUUUGACCCAGGGGCGGUUUGCCCCUUACCAGGGCCAGAUGGUGAACCUGCGCAGAUUCCUCCUCUACUGCUUGCAGGCCAUAUCAUCCCACCAUUCCUAGGCCAAGGAGAAGCAGGAUGUCUACCAGUUUUCUGCCCAGUUCUUCAGCCUGUACCACCUCCAGGAGUUCCGGCUGGACUCCAUCUCCUUUCUGGAAGGCCGCCUGCACCAGAUGCUCAGGUGCCUGAAGGCCCUCUUGGAGACCCUCUGAAUAACCAGCUGUCUGCUUAUGGAGUCAGACCUGGCACACCUGUCUCUGUGCCCCAACACCUGCCAGCUGAAAGACCUGAGCCUGAACAACAUCAGUCUGACCAGUGUGACUGCAAGGCCACUCCGAGUCCUCCUAGAGCAAGCCUUGGCCACCCUCCAGGGCCUGGACUUGGACAAGUGUGGGAUCAUGAGCACCUAGUUCAGUGCCAUCCUGCCUACCCUGGGCCACUGCUCCCAACUCGAGACCUUCAGCUUCUGUGGGAACCCCAUCUCCAUCGCUGUCCUGGAGCACACUGCUGGGCUGGACUACCUGAACCACAUGCUGUACCCUGCCCUGCUGGAGAGCUAAGAGGACGUCCACGGGACCCUGCACCUGGGCAGGCUGGCCCAGCUCCACGCCCAGCUGCCACAGAUCCUGCAGGAGGUGGGGUGGCCCAGCAUGGUCUGGUUCAGCACCAACCUGUGUCCUCAGUGUGGUGACAGGACCUUCUAUGACCCAAAUCCCAUUCUGUGCCCCUGCUACAUGCCUGCCUAG